AUGUAUGCCCAGGAUGAGCUGCCGCAGCUCCGUUCUGCUCACAAGUCCUGCCGCGAGAAGCAGGCUGCCGAGCACAGCAAGGUCACCAUUUGCGAGGCUGACCUGUACGGCAAGAACAAGAAGCGGAAAGAGCUUUGCAGCAACUUCAACGACAAUUACAACAAGAUCCCGGCACCGCAGAACUUUUGGGCCGCAGGUUGCGAAGUCCACGGUGAUACUCCGAAGGAUUACUUUGGCAAGCAGCUGACUUUCUGGGACACGCUGCUUGCGAGCCACGAUGAGGCGGACCAGCAGUGCAAGAAUGCAACGGCUGCUGCGCUUGCCAAGGAAAAUGAAUGUCUAGUCUUGGCUGCCGUUCGCGCCAACCAAACGAAGCACUGCGACGACAUGCAGGACCGGAUGGACACGCUCGCUUGCAACCAGAUGCGCGGGCGAAUGGGCACCUGCACCGACUACGGCAGGUGCUUUAACAAGAGUCUAGAUGCCUGGCACACGCUGCAGAAGCUCAGUUGUGGCGCGGGUGGCACGCAAGCCAACCUGAAGGCACAGCUCAAAGAAGUUCAGAACUUGGAGUGUGUCAUUGAGGUCAUGAAGGCGAACAGCCAGCCGGCCUGGUCUGCCGGUAGCAGUGCGUGCAGCAAGAAGCAGUUCGACACGUCCAACAUGACCAUUGACUUCUGCACGAAGGGGCCGCCCGAGCGUCUGCAUCUGGAUGACUGUGAUGUGGAUCCGGCGACAGAUUCUAGCAUGCCUGGCAGCGCACCAUACGUGAAGCAGACGUAUUCAGAGCUGCCCAAGACUGCGCCGGCCAAAGCUUGCGACUCCGUGUGCUGUUUGGAGCAGGUCCAGUGCCCAGAGAACUCCAACGGCAUCAGCACCGUUUUGGGCUGUGUAUGCAACAAGGGAUUUCACGGGAAGAUUGUUGCGCUGGCGGACGCGCCGUAUUCCAAGGGCACCUGCGAACCGGUGGCGUGCCCAGCCAACUCCACGGGAGAGAACGUCGGCAAGGGCUGCAAGUGCAACGCGGGCUUCCACGGCAACAUUGUGCCUGUCAGGGAGUCGCCGUAUUUCCGCGGGAGCUGCGCCAAAGUUGCCUGCCCAGAGGAUGCCGUCGGCGGCUAUGUGCCAGAUGGUUGCACGUGCUCGGCAGGCCGUGACGGUGUGAUCUCGGCCUUGGACCGACAUCCCUUCUAUUCUGACACAUGUGAAGCAGUGAACUGCCCUUCCAACAGUGUGGGCGAGGAUGUUGUGCAGGGUUGCGAGUGCUUGCCAGGAUUCAACGGCACAAUUAAGCCCAAGCUGGGCCAGCCUUUCUUUACGGGAGGUUGUCAACAUGUUGCUUGCCCACCGGAGGCAGACGGUGACAGUGUUGCUGUUGGCUGCCGGUGCAAGGCCGGAUACACUGGUGAAGUCACGGCUAUCAAAGCGGCGCCUUUCUAUGCGAGCACUUGCACUGAGGUGCCUUGUCCUGUCGGUACCACAGGUACCUCUGUUUUGGAUGGCUGCACCUGCAAAGCUGGAUCCUCUGGCAACAUUGCAGCAUCCGAUACAGCACCUUUCUUUGAGGGAGCCUGUGCGCCGGUGGCGUGCCCCUCAAAAACCGUUGGUGAGAACUUGCUCAAGGGCUGCGCAUGCCCAGAGGGGCACCAGGGCAGCGUCAAGGCGACAGCAGAAUUUCCAUACUACGAGUCCACCUGCGUGCCUGUUCCCUGCCCGCCACAAUCCUUCGGAGCCAAUGUAGCCAAAGGCUGCACUUGCAGAGACGGCUAUUCCGGUGUGGUCAAUGCUUCGAGCAAGUUCCCUUUCUUCACUUCGACAUGCUUAGCUGCGGCUUGCCCAGCAAACUCUGCAGGCACCUCAGUGCCAGAUGGAUGCCAGUGCAAAUCCGGGUUCGAGGGACAAAUCAUGGCCACGGCAGUGGCACCGUACUUCAACGGGACGUGCAAGGCAGUUCCAUGCCCGUCUGAUUCCUCUGGCACGAAUGUGCCCGAUGGCUGCACCUGCCUACCCGGCAUGGUCGGUGAGGUUUGGGCGACCUCAGGUGCUCCGUUUUAUAGAAGCACCUGCAAGUCCUUGGCCUGUCCGCUGCAUUCGAAGGGCAGCUCGGUGCCCGAAGGCUGCGUUUGUGCCCCGGGCUAUGCUGGCAAGGUCGAGGCAGUUGUCGGCGGCCUGAAAAACUCCUGCAGGGCCGUGGCCUGUCCUCAGCAUAGCGAGGGCUCCCUGGUGACGACGGGCUGCAGCUGCAAAGCUGGAUUUACUGGGACCAUCGCCACCGCCUCCACACCACCCUUCUACAGCGGUGGCUGUCAAGCUGUACAAUGUCCGGAGUUCUCGAAGGGAGACAAUGUUGCAGUGGGAUGUAAGUGCAAUGCUGGCUACAGUGGACGAAUCAUGGCUUUGAAAGCUGCCCCUUUCUUCGAAGGUGUUUGCACCGCUGAGGGUUGCCCUGAGAAUGCGGAGGGUGAAGAUCUCGCCAGCGGCUGCUCAUGCAAACCCGGCUACAGUGGAUCCAUAGAGGCCAUCAAGGAGGCCCCUUUCUACAAAGGGAGUUGCGUGCCAGCCGCUUGCCCUGCAAACUCAACAGGCACAGACGUUCCCACAGGAUGCUCCUGCCUCCCAGGCUUCGAAGGGACGGUGGAGCCUAGCACAAAGGCACCCUUCUACAUCAGCACGUGCAAGCUCGUACAGUGUCCCGAGAACAGCAGGACAACGAACACCCAUGCGUUUGGCUGCAAGUGCCAGGCUGGCUACAGUGGAGAGAUUUCGCCUACCAGUCAGGCUCCAUUCUAUACUGGAGAAUGCAAGGAAGUAGCGUGCCCCAGCCAUUCUUCCGGCAGCAGCGUUAGCGAUGGAUGUAGCUGCAGUGCAGGGUACAAGGGUGCAGUGGUAGCAUCACAGCAAAGUCCAUGGUACAUGAGCACUUGCGAGGCGAUUGCAUGCCCCGAAGGUUCUGAGGGACGCUCCCUGCCCUCAGGAUGCAUCUGCUCACCAGGGGAGAGCGGUACCGUCGAGGCGACAACAGAAGAGCCUUAUUACAGGAGUACCUGCAAGGCCGUAGCUUGCCCAGCAAACUCCGAAGGCCGCAGUGUGGUCGACGGCUGCACUUGCGCAAAAGGCUUUGCUGGCUCCGUCGUGGCUUCUUCCAAGGAGCCCUUCUUUCAAAGCAACUGCGUUGCUGUGGGCUGCCCUGCUAACUCCGAGGGCACGGAUGUUGCCAGUGGAUGCACAUGCAAGCCUGGCUACACGGGCGAGAUCGUGGCGAUAUCGGAGGCUCCGUACUACAAGGGUGCGUGCGUGGCGGCAGCCUGUCCUGCGAACUCUAUUGGAUCCAACGUCCCGAGCGGAUGCACUUGCGCUGCAGGCUUCAGCGGCUCCAUCGUAGCAACUUCCAAAUCGCCGUUCUAUGAGGGCAACUGCACCGCAGAACCUUGCCCGGUCAAGUCAAACGGAAAGAACCUGGCCAGCGGCUGCAAGUGCAACCCUGGUCAUAGCGGUGCCAUCACAGCAUCCAUGAAAGCACCCUACUUUGAGGGGUCCUGUUGGCCAGUGGCCUGCCCAGCCAACUCUGACGGUACUGACGUGCCAGCAAGCUGCACCUGCAGGCCAGGGUUUGCAGGCAAGAUUGAGCCUGCGCCGCUAGAGCCAUUCUAUAGUGGUCAGUGUCACAAGGUGACCUGUCCACCACACUCUACAGGCAAUAGUGUCAGUGAAGGGUGUGCGUGCGACGCAGGAUACAACGGCACCAUCCUUGCAACCUCCACUGCUCCAUUCUUUUCUGGCAGCUGUUUGCCCGUUUCAUGUCCUUCAGGUUCAACAGGAGCUGAUGUACUGAGCGGCUGCACAUGCAAAGCCGGCUACAGCGGUAGCAUUGAGGCUUCCAGAGAUUCGCCAUUCUUCGAUGGCACAUGCGUUUCCGUGGAGUGUCCCGACAAUUCUGAAGGACGGUCGGUCUCCGAAGGGUGCACCUGCAAGGCUGGUUUCAGUGGAAAGAUCUCUAAGUCCUCCGAGGCUCCCUACUUCGAGGGAAGCUGCGUGCCUGUGAAUUGUCCGGCCAACUCCGCCGGAGUGGAUGUCACUUCUGGCUGCACUUGCAACGAGGGCUACAGCGGUGCUGUUCAAGCUAUCAGCACUGCACCUUUCUACAAGAGCACUUGUGAGCCGGUAGCAUGUCCGGCGAACUCUGUCGGCAAGAAUGUGCCUGAUGGCUGUUCUUGCAAGCCCGGGUUCACUGGCAGCGUGCUCGCGAGUGCAGACGCACCAUUCUAUCUCAGCAGCUGUGAGCCGGUUGCUUGCCCCAAGGAUUCCUCUGGCCAGAACGUGCCGGAGGGUUGUGCCUGCAAUGCUGGCUUUUCAGGCAAGAUUGUGGCCAAAGCAGAUUCACCGUAUUUCGAGGGUGCUUGCCAGCCAGUGACUUGUCCGGCGCACUCCAAGGGCGUGGAUGUUCCAUCCGGUUGCAAAUGCGAAGAUGGCUACAGAGGUAAAAUUGUGGCUUCCAGUAAAGCCCCAUUCUUUUUCACCGGCUCCUGUACGGCGGUUCCGUGCCCAGCGAAUUCCAAGGGCAAAAGCGUCCCAGAAGGAUGCAUAUGUGAGGAAGGAUUUAGUGGCUCAGUAACUCCUUUGCCAUCUGCGCCCUUCUACCUCAACGACUGUGCUCCAGUCUCAUGCCCAGCAAAUUCCUUCGGGAAAAACGUGCCUGCAGGCUGCCAGUGCAGUGCUGGCUACACAGGCAGUGUGUCAGCUACCAGUGACGCGCCAUUCUAUUUGAACAUGUGCAAGGAGGUGCCCUGCCCGGCGGACUCGAUGGGCCAGGGGAUCGCUAGCGGCUGCAAAUGCCACCCUGGCUUCAGUGGCAACAUCCAGGCCAGCACACAGGAGCCGUUCUACACCGGGAGCUGCGUGGCAGAGGCAUGCCCCGAGAACUCGGAUGGUCUGGACUUGAGCAGCGGCUGCAAGUGCAACCCCGGCUACAGUGGAACCAUUACCGCCACCCAGGUGGCCCCGUACUUCUGUGGCACCUGCGAGCCUGUUGCCUGCCCGGACCUGUCUACUGGACCAGAUGUGCCGACAGGCUGCCAGUGUAAGGAUGGUUCAGGCACAGUAACCCCUUCCAGCAAAUCGCCUUUCUAUGUUAGCACGUGUGGUGCCACUGCGUGA
Symbiodinium sp. CCMP2456 is the source of this 5154-nucleotide messenger RNA. Lineage: Eukaryota; Dinophyceae; Suessiales; Symbiodiniaceae. The record is from the annotation of a GenBank genome assembly.